GAAAGCCCUUUGAGCAGCACAACACGUAAUUACAGUGUUGAUCCUUUUAGCAGAAUCCCUGGUGCAUCACGAGGAGGUACUGCAACUUUUCUAUAAUAGGCGCCCCAUUCUGAUCUGGACUUGCUGUUGGGUCUGUCGUGCCAACAAAACAUUGGGAGAGCAUCUCGCUCUUGGAUAUCAUCUGUGGCAUAAGAAGCUUCUUUGCGGCACAUCAACAUAGAAACUCAGGAGGAAGCAGUAAAAGUUGCCCUAAGGCUUUUAGUGCCCAUUAAGCGCGCAGUCAAGAGCCCGCGGUUUUCAUAAGGUUGUGUCGGCGGAGAUCAUCGUUGCGUGUUGCCGUAUCUCGAGGUCGAGGCGGGCAUAUGAGUGGUCUCGGCCCUGAUAUAGCCUUGCCAGCUUUUGCAAUAUAUAGCUGCUGAAUACAGCCAAAGGUUGCACUUCUUGACGAGGGUACGAAAUGGCAAACAUCCUUAAGAAGGUGCUGCAUAAUACCAGCAGCAAGUCCCCCCAGGAUAUGGUGCUGAGGGCAGCGCAGACAACUGAGAAGUUGACGGACACAGCAACUGAAAGACAGCAGGAGGAGCUUGCCAGAUACCUCUCACAGAUGAAGGCGGCCAUGUAUGGGGAUGGGGAGAUUGAGCCUUCAAAGGAGACUGCGGUGCUGCUUUGCUGGGAGGCAUGCAAGGUUGGGCUGCCAUUGGUGCUGGCCCAGAAGCUGUCCCUGCUGGACUUUGAGACCCGCAAAGAUGCUGCCCAGGUGUGUGGGUGCAUCUUCCGCAUGGACAGCAAUGCUGAUGGCCCAGGAGUGAGAUUCGUGCAUGAGCACCCUCACAUCCUGGAAAUCCUGUUUCAGGGCUAUGACAAUCCUUCCAUCGCCCUGAACUGCGGCAGCAUGCUGAGGGACUGCGUACGAGAUGAGAGCCUGGCAAGGAUGGUAUUGGAGGGUCCGCUUUUCCAGGAGUACUUCAAGAAGGUGGAGGUGUCCAAUUUUGAGGUGGCCUCAGAUGCAUUCCAGACCUUUAAAGACCUGCUCACUCGCCAUGAGCCCCUGGUGGCCAGCUACCUGCAGGGUCACUACCAGGAGUUCUUUGGCGCCUAUGUGAACCUCCUCCAGUCUUCAAACUAUGUCACACGGCGGCAGUCCCUCAAGCUGCUGGGAGAGCUGCUGCUGAACAGGGCGAAUGUGAAGGUGAUGAUGCGCUAUGUCAGCGACGUCAACAACCUGAAGCUCAUGAUGAUCCUGCUCAAGGACAACUCCCGGUCCAUCCAGUUCGAGGCGUUCCAUGUCUUCAAGGUGUUUGUGGCCAACCCCAACAAGACAAAGGAGAUUGUCGAGGUGCUGUCUACCAACAAGGAAAAGCUGCUCAAAUACCUUGGCGACUUCCAUACAGACAAAGAGGAUGAGCAGUUCAAAGAGGAGAAGGCGGUCAUCAUCAAGGAGAUAUCCAUGCUGCAGAGUCAGCAGGAUCUGGACCAGGAGGCAGGCGAUGAGCCAAUGUAGCUAGCCACUGAAGGUUCAGGAUCCUAUUGACACGGUCCUGGUACUGAGCCCUCUUGUGUGCAUGGACCCUCUGCAUUAUUGAUAGUGCACUUGGUCUAAUUUGGUAGUGCUGCAAACACCUUGUCUGGUAGGUAGGAGCGUCUCUAUAAAUUACUCAGAGGUAGUGUUGCACCCGUCAGGCUCAGGACCCCUGAUGGUAUCUCUCUGCCCUUGGGAUGUGUUUGUACAUGUUGCUCAGGCAGGUGUUGCUCAGGCAGAUUGUGUCUUUUCUAGAGCUGGGCAUGCCAAGGCAGUUUUGAGAUAGCCAGCAAGUUGCAAUAAGUUGUGCUUGUGAGCAGAGUUGUGCGGGUUGAGCAACCAAGGGUUCUUGGCACGAUUGGCCCAUCACAACCGCUGUAUUUCUGGAUUGGAAACGUUGAUCAAGAGGGAAUGAAUACUUUUAAGAUGCAUCAAUCAUAUUUGUAGCGUUCUAAUUUGAUGCGUCCACCUGGAGGUGUAUACCAAAGCCCCAGUUUGUAACACCCUAGGGC
Molecule: messenger RNA, 2031 nt
Organism: Coccomyxa subellipsoidea C-169
Lineage: Eukaryota; Viridiplantae; Chlorophyta; Trebouxiophyceae; Coccomyxaceae
Product: Degreening-related dee76 protein
Exons: 9
Coding region: 458-1501 (347 amino acids)
Biological process (GO): intracellular signal transduction
Molecular function (GO): protein serine/threonine kinase activator activity
Source: RefSeq, a predicted model, not a curated record